CUCUCCUGUUGAGAACAUGGCUGCGGCGAGGAGACACAAACGCGUGGCGGCUUCACAACCGGGAUUUCUGCCCUUACAGGCGGAUCUGGACGGCAGCGCGCUGAGCGGAGGACGCAGAAAGCGCGUCAACAAGAAUAAGAAGAAGAACUGGAACAAAUACAGCGACAUUCAGGAUGUGGAGGAGUUUCUGGACGACGUGAGACUCCAGGAGAGAGCAGCGGGAGGUCUGAUAGCUGACAAACCGGACGACAGCCUCUUCUUUGUGGACACUGGGAACCAGGAGAGCGUACCUGAGUCAGGUGCUGUUGGAAAGAAGGGCAGAAACUCAAAGCCACUACGGAUAGAUUUAAUUCUACAGCCAGAUUCUCGUAUCGCACCACCUAAAGAUAUUUUGGCCCAUCAGCGUCCCAAUGCCAAGAAGGAGCGUCGCAUUGCCCAGAAGGCAGAGAAGCUGGCCGCCAUGGGCGUGUUGCCACGGCGACAGAAGCUCCUCCGCAGACCUGCAGCAGCACCGUCCGUUAAGGAGAAGCCCGUAACCAGUAAAGACCCAGAGAGGAACUUCUAUGAUAUCUGGAGUGCCGGCAGUCCUGAGACUGCAGAUCCCUACUACCUCGAACAGACCAAGAAGAAGCUGGUUAAGUGAACUCUUUUCUCCUGUAGAGAUCCCGAGAAGCUGAAUGAGAAACCCUCCGUUCUCCCUGCUGUUGAAGUCAUCGCUCCAGGCGGCUCCUACAAUCCUGACUUCUUUUCUCACCAGGCUUUGCUGCUGGAGGCUCAUGAGGUCGAGGUGCAGAAACUGAAGGCAGAAGAGCGGCUGCAGCGGAAACUAGCAAUAAAUAAGGCAGAUAUAGCUACUGAGGCGAGCACGUUUAAAGAGCAGAUUGAAGGGCUGGUGGAGGAAGAGGAGGAGGAGGCAAAGCCGGAAGCGGAGCAGGCGGCAGGAGAUGCAGUGGAUGAAGCUGUCGGUCCUGCAGCACAGCAGGAGAAGAAAACCGAGAAGCAGAGGAAGAAGGAAAAAGCAGAACGGAUAAAGGAGCUGCAGAAGAAGGCGGAGCGAAAGAUGGUUGACAGCCGGCAGCAGCUCUUCAAGCUGCGCUCUAUCGGUGUGGAGGUGAAGGAGAUGGAGCAGAGGACCAAGACGAGACGGGUGCAGCGCAAAGCACAGCAAGAGGCCCAGAAAUCGCUGCCACGCCGUCUGGGCAGACUGAAGUUUCAGGCUCCUGAUCUGGACAUACAGCUGAGUGAUGAGAUUCCAGGGUCCCUCCGAACACUCAAGCCAGAGGGCAGCAUCCUCAAAGACCGCUUUAAGAGUCUACAGAAGAGGAACCUGAUCGAGCCCAGAGAGAGAGCGAAAUUCAAGAGGAAACACAAGCUGAAAUACGUGGAGAAGAGGGCCUUCAGAGAGAUAAAGUGAUCGUGUUUCCGGCGCUGCCGUUUGUUUUUCAUGAGCUGAUGUCAGAACAGUUGAUAAUGAAUGAACGCUCCGUUGUCUUAUGGUGCAUCAAUGGGGGGAAAAACAACUGACUGCUUUACAAAUGUGAUGGUUUGGAAAGUCUUCAGUGACGUCUCAGAAUCUCUCUUCUUUCUUCCGGGUUCCCCUCAGUAUAAUUCAUUAGAUGUGAAGACUCGUGUGUAUAUAUAUUCCAUAUGAAGAGCUGGGAGUUGAUGUUCCGGUCCUGCUUUUCAACUUAAAAGCCUGGGUCAAAAAGGUAAAGCAGCAGCUGUAGAAGUUGGCGUGUCUGCUUUGAUACUUUUCAGUAAAAGCUGCAGAUUGUGGCUUUUUUUUUCCCCUCCAGCCGAGGCUUAAUGCGAGUCUCCUGCCUGCCAAACAGUCAGGCUUAACGUCAGAGCCGGAAUGGCCCACCACAAUACGAGAGGUGAUUAAAGUCUAAUAUUUAAUACUGAAUGUCGGGAUUUGGGCUCCUCUGGGAGUCGUUUCUGUGAUUGUACUCUGUUCUUCUGAAAAGUAAUUAAGUAUGUAUAAAUUUCAGCACCAU
Messenger RNA from Colossoma macropomum (tambaqui), 1997 nucleotides. It is a transcript of the gene nop53, whose product is annotated as NOP53 ribosome biogenesis factor. Gene Ontology annotation, biological process: ribosomal large subunit assembly; rRNA processing. Gene Ontology annotation, molecular function: 5S rRNA binding. Gene Ontology annotation, cellular component: nucleolus. The record is from RefSeq and is a predicted model, not a curated record. Lineage: Eukaryota; Metazoa; Chordata; Actinopteri; Characiformes; Serrasalmidae.